CAAUUCAAUCUCCUUUCUCCAGAGAAAUCCUUCACUCAGUCACGGUGUCCGGCAAAGGCAAGAAGGCCAAAGGGCGGGCUUGCUCGUGGCUGCCGCCAAGGACUCUUUUAUCAGGCUUUAAUUUGGUUAAAUUUUUACACUCCAAUCUGUUGCACAACCUACUAAUCCCAGGUUCAUCAUUCACCAUUCUAGAUGGCUGCUUCAUUCUCUAACCACUCUCUCUUGCCUCCUCACUUCUCUGCUUCUUUAAAACCCUCAAAACACACCCAUAUAGCUUCAUCGCCGGUCCAAUUUCUUUACCAAAGACCUCGCUUUUCAAAACCCUUUUCUGGGUUUUCUCCAUCUAACCUCUCCUUCCCUCUGAACAUCAAAAACUGUCCACAAAGGUGGACUUUCAAGGCUUCUCUUUCAGCCCAGGAAUCUGCUCGCACUGAAAAUGUAAAAGCAUCAGCUGGAGAAGAUUUUCCCAGUUUAAAGGCCAUGAUUAGAGUUUACAGGGAGGCGCUUCUCAAUGGAGAUGAUAGGAUUGUAUCUGAAAUUGAGAGUAGAAUUAGCAUUUUAGAAAACGAGAAGGAUGGAUUGGAAAAACAAGUUUUGGAAUUGUCGGCAGAGAUAACCUCUGGGAAAGAGAAGUAUAUCCGUUUACAAGCUGAUUUUGAUAAUUAUCGGAAAAGAUCGGAGAAGGAGAGACUUACGGCAAGGUCUGAUGCUAAAGGAGAAGUGAUGGAGAGUCUGUUGCCCAUGGUUGACAGUUUUGAGAGAGCCAAGCAACAAAUUAAACCCGAAACAGAGAAAGAAAAGAAGAUAGAUACGAGUUAUCAGGGUAUAUACAAGCAAUUUGUGGAGAUCAUGAGGAGCUUGCAAGUGGCUGUUGUCCCUACAGUUGGAAAGCCCUUUGAUCCCUCUCUACACGAAGCAAUAGCACGCGAAGAGUCGCAAGAGUUCAAGGAAGGGAUUAUCAUCCAAGAAUUUCGUCGUGGAUUCCUCCUUGGGGAUCGGCUACUAAGACCAGCGAUGGUUAAAGUUUCUUCAGGGCCAGGUAGUAGUAAGAAAGCAACUGUGGUUACUCAUGAAUCUUUGGGAGAUGAUCAGUAAAUCUAAGUGGGCAUUGCUGCUACAUGCAAUUGGUCCUCUGACAAAUCUCAUUAGUACGUGAAGGCUUUUUCUCUUUUUCAUAUUUCAUUUGCUAUUUUUGCCUAUGUAACAUUAUCACAUUUUGGUUUUCAUGGGCCACAUUUUAUUAAAUGUUUCUUUUUUCCGAAAGGGGGCAAACACUUGUACAACUAAAGAUUAUUCAGAUUUAUUUAUUUCUCAAAGCAACAUAUUUUCCCA
Messenger RNA from Gossypium raimondii (Peruvian cotton), 1332 nucleotides. RefSeq lists its product as uncharacterized. Bases 193 to 1095 code for a protein of 300 amino acids. The transcript has 3 exons. The record is from RefSeq and is a predicted model, not a curated record. Gene Ontology annotation, cellular component: chloroplast. Gene Ontology annotation, biological process: protein folding. Gene Ontology annotation, molecular function: adenyl-nucleotide exchange factor activity; protein homodimerization activity; protein-folding chaperone binding. Lineage: Eukaryota; Viridiplantae; Streptophyta; Magnoliopsida; Malvales; Malvaceae.